This is a messenger RNA of Pogona vitticeps (central bearded dragon), 1849 nucleotides long. NCBI's taxonomy places the organism in Eukaryota, Metazoa, Chordata, Lepidosauria, Squamata, Agamidae. The record is from RefSeq and is a predicted model, not a curated record.
AUGAGAGGAGAUACGGGAAACUUGGCCAAGGACAAGGACUUGUGGCAGCAGCAGCAGCCGCAGCAGCGGCGCCACCAGCAGGGCAAAGUGACCGUCAAAUACGACCGCAAAGAGCUGCGGAAAAGGCUGGUGCUGGAGGAGUGGAUCGUGGAGCAGCUGGGGCAGCUCUACGGCUGCGAGGAAGAAGAGAUGCCAGAUGUAGAAAUUGACAUUGAUGAUCUUCUUGAUGCUGCUAAUGAAGAGGAGAGAGCCCUCAAAUUACAAGAAGCACUGGUAGACUGUUUCAAACCCACAGAGGAUUUCAUCAAAGAAUUGCUGACUCGAAUAAGAGGGAUGAGGAAACUGAGCCCUCCUCAAAAGAAGAGUAUAUAAUUGAAAAUGGAAUCCUCUUGAGAGAAAUGGCCAUGAUACUGGGACUUUUGAGUAGAACAACUUCAAGUUUGGUCUUUAUGAGCAAUUUAUUCUUACUUUUUUGAAUUGAGUUCUGACAUUUUAAUGAAUUUGACCAUUUCUGUUUUUAAGGGUUUUUUUAAAGUGUCAUUUUUGUAAAAAAAAUCAUCAUCAUCAUCAUCAUCAUCAUGGAUAUCAACAUCAUGGAUGCUGCUUUUGCUGCCUGAGGAUGAUCAGAUUUGGUGGGAACACACCAAAAUUUAGAGACAUUUUUAGCUGUCCCAGGCAGUAAUUCUACCUGAUCAAUUCUGUUUGGAACUGCUAGGAGAUGCUGUUUCUUUAUGACCCGUUGGAUCUUCAUUAAGUUGUACACCAGAUUCCUGGAUGUUAAGGUUCUUGUGCUUAUGUACAUACAAUUAUUAAAUGAGUGUGUUACCAUUGCUUUACAUUGAGUGGAAGAGAAGUGUGGUCUAGAUAACAAUUUAAUUGGAAGUUGUAGCAAUGAUGUUGGGGGUAGGGAGGGAUGCAAUUUAAAGAGGCUGCUGCCAACAAUUUUUAAAAGCAUUUAAAGCAUUGGGUUGAAUACCUUCAUUUACAAAAGCAACUUAUGAGCAAGUGGGGGAUUUAAGGGCUUGAUUUUAUAGGUUUGAACUUACGUUACUGACAUUGAGGCUUAGCCAGAUCAUCUUCUCUUCAUCUCGUGCUCGGUUGGGAUUGUUUUAAACCUACUGCUGAAGAGUCUAAUGCAGCAAUGAGAAAAGGAUGAGGUUCUCAGUAGGGAAAAUGCACAUGAAAUGCAAAACGAGAGGGUGGCCAAGUACUUCUUUUUUGCACUGGUCCUCCAGAUGUCUUGUCUAAGGGCAAGAGUAUAGGACCAUGACAAGUGGCCAACAGCAUCACUCCAUUUAUGAAACUGCUUUCAUCAGAGGAACUUGGGGGGCUGGACUUGCCCCUCCUGACUCCCCACAUUCAUGUAAAACUUUCCCCAAAGAACUGGGAGACCCUCCAGAGGCAGUUUUUGUGUAGUGCAGGAGGGUGUGGUGGACAAUGCAGUUGUAGUCAUAAGCUAUGUAGUCGCCAUACAUGAAAAAGCCUUGUUGCUUCCAGCAAUUGGGAGUCAGUGUGAUGCUGGCUUUAGGUCUACAUUUCUGGCUUUGGCAUUGGAUCUGGCAGCUUGGGCAAGUGGGACUGGUUUGUCGUUGUUAGAAGCAGGAUCCCUAACUCUUCAGGAAAACAUUCUUCACUAAAAUGCUUCACAAGCUACCAUCUGCUGGUAGAUGCUAGGCUGGCAUUUUAUAUCAAGGGUGCUCUGAACAUAAUUUUAUUUUUUAAAAGAAGAAAUACAUGGUUGUGAACUUUAUGUAUACUGGCAAGCUUUUUAAAAUGUAUUUAAUUUUGUAAUGUUUUAUCAAUGACUUUAUUUACCAGAUAUUUACUCAAAUAAAUGCAAUGAAUUGGG